Pseudovirgaria hyperparasitica is the source of this 1826-nucleotide messenger RNA. RefSeq names its product tubulin-domain-containing protein. The transcript has 7 exons. Bases 64 to 1449 code for a protein of 461 amino acids. Gene Ontology annotation, biological process: microtubule nucleation; mitotic spindle organization; cytoplasmic microtubule organization. The record is from RefSeq and is a predicted model, not a curated record. Gene Ontology annotation, cellular component: cytoplasm; nucleus; microtubule. NCBI's taxonomy places the organism in Eukaryota, Fungi, Ascomycota, Dothideomycetes, Acrospermales, Acrospermaceae. Gene Ontology annotation, molecular function: GTP binding; structural constituent of cytoskeleton.
AUCGUACUUUCUGAUACGCAGGGCAGAGAGUAUCGCUGCGCAGUUUUGACUCAAGCCCACACAAUGCCUAGGGAAAUAAUCACUAUACAGGCCGGCCAGUGUGGUAACAGCGUGGGUAGUCAAUUCUGGCAACAACUAUGUCAGGAGCAUGGAAUCAAUCGCGACGGCAAUCUCGAAGACUUUGCGACUGAAGGCGGUGACAGGAAAGACGUGUUCUUUUACCAGUCCGAUGAUACAAGAUACAUUCCACGUGCGAUUCUUCUGGAUCUAGAACCUCGAGUCCUCCAUGGCAUUCAACAAAGCGCAUACAAGAACAUCUACAAUCCCGAGAAUUUCUACAUACACAAGGAGGGGACCGGGGCGGGGAACAAUUGGGCGCAGGGCUACUCUAUGGGCGAGUCGGUCUAUGAUGAUGUUAUAGACAUGAUUGAUCGCGAGGCAGAUGGGAGUGAUUCACUAGAGGGCUUCAUGCUACUACACUCAAUUGCGGGUGGAACAGGGUCUGGUAUGGGUAGUUUCAUGCUGGAGCGGCUGAGCGACAGGUUUCCAAAGAAGCUAGUCCAAACAUACUCAGUCUUCCCUGAUAUGCAGAGCUCUGAAGUCGUCGUACAACCUUAUAACAGCCUCCUGGCCAUGAAGAGGUUGACACAACAUGCCGACUCAGUUGUUGUUCUUGACAACGGUGCACUGUCAAGGAUAGCAGCAGACCGACUCCACGUUCAGGAGCCAUCCUUCCAACAAACCAAUCAGCUUGUCUCGACCGUGAUGUCUGCCAGUACUACCACCCUUCGAUACCCAGGCUAUAUGCAUAACGACCUCGUAGGCAUCGUAGCCUCGCUCAUCCCGACGCCGCGCUGCCAUUUCCUCAUGACCUCCUAUACCCCCUUUACCAGUGAUAACAUCGAACAAGCAAAGACUGUCCGAAAGACAACAGUACUAGACGUCAUGCGGCGGCUGUUACAGCCAAAGAAUCGCAUGGUAUCGACAAAUCCAAGCAAGACCAGUUGUUACAUAUCUAUACUCAACAUCAUUCAAGGCGAGGCUGACCCAACAGAUGUCCACAAAUCGCUUCUCCGUAUCCGCGAGCGGAGAUUAGCAACAUUCAUACCGUGGGGACCAGCAUCGAUUCAGGUCGCACUCACCCGCAAGUCGCCAUAUAUUCAGUCAUCACAUCGUGUGUCCGGCCUGAUGCUUGCCAAUCAUACCGGUAUCUCGACGCUGUUCAAACGCAUUGUCUCACAAUACGACAGACUACGGAAACGCAACGCGUUCUUGGAGAUGUACAAACGAGAAGCCAUGUUCGCAGAUGGAUUCGAAGAGUUUGACGAUGCGAGGGAGGUAGCGACGGAUCUGAUCAAGGAGUACGAAGACGCGGAGGGUGCAGACUACUUGGGUGGGGGAGUGGACGAUCGGGAUCCAGGCAAGAAAGACAGUAUCAGUGCUUCAUGAAACACAAUCGUGACCUUGGGAUGGCAUGGAAUGGAUGGGAAAAUCUGUCGGCUUUUUUUGGCGUAACGGGCGAUGAAAGUACAGGCAAAUGCAUGCCUUCCUUCGUAACGAUAUCCACGGCUGUACGCACGUGCAGUAGAGACGACAUAGCAUCUGUUUACUGAACUUAUUUGAGACACUGCACAGCAUUCACUAUGCUACGGUCAGAAUGGAAAUGCGCUCUUGAAGGCACAUGGUGGGAUCAGUCAAGGAAGCCUGGUUGAGGGUUCACAUGGAAAUCGCGUAUAUCUCACAUAGCCAUGGAUCGUAAGCAUUUGAGGCAACAUGCCCAGGCAUAUAACAGGGGCCUAUCUGCUCCUUUAAUUUGCUCGUAAGGC